Cygnus olor (mute swan) is the source of this 2564-nucleotide messenger RNA. It is a transcript of the gene RPUSD2, whose product is annotated as RNA pseudouridine synthase domain containing 2. Gene Ontology annotation, biological process: pseudouridine synthesis. Gene Ontology annotation, molecular function: pseudouridine synthase activity; RNA binding. The record is from RefSeq and is a predicted model, not a curated record. Bases 1 to 1683 code for a protein of 560 amino acids. NCBI's taxonomy places the organism in Eukaryota, Metazoa, Chordata, Aves, Anseriformes, Anatidae. The transcript has 4 exons.
AUGGCUUUGCUUUUUGAGCGGGAGCUCUGGCAGUGGCUGCGCUCGCGAAGGGGGCGUGGCCUGCGACGGCGGCCGCCUUCGGCGAUUGGCUGCGCGGCGUGGCGUCACUCGGCGCGCCGGCGCGCUGUGUGCGGCGUGGCUGCGCGUGGUGGCGCGGGGCUGGGGCCGGGGGCAGCGGCCGCUUCUCCUCCCCCGGCGCGGCAUGGCGGAGCCGGGGCCCAAGAGCGGCGCUGGGGGGGGGGGGGGGGGGGGGGGGGGGAGGAGGAGGAGGCUGCCCCGGCCCCGAAGAAGCGCCGCGUGGCCGCCGGGGAGCGCUACGUGCCGCCGCCGCGGAAGCUGAAGGCGGGGGUGAGCUUCAGCGCGGCGCAUUUCGCCGAGACCUCGUACUACUUCGAGGGGGGGCUGCGCAAGGUGCGGCCCUACUACUUCGACUUCCGCACCUACUGCAAGGGGCGCUGGGUCGGCCGCAGCCUCCUGCACGUCUUCAGCACCGAGUUCCGUGCCCAGCCCCUCGCCUUCUACCGCGCCGCCGCCCGCGCCGGCCGCCUGCGCCUCAACGAGGAACCCGUGCGGGACCUGGACGUCGUGCUUAAGAAUAAUGAUUUUCUUCGAAACACGGUGCAUCGCCACGAGCCGCCGGUCACUGCCCAGCCUAUCCAAAUUCUGGCGGAGGACGAUGAGGUGGUGGUCGUAGACAAACCGUCCUCCUUGCCAGUGCAUCCCUGCGGGAGGUUUCGGCACAACACCGUCAUCUUCAUCCUUGGCAAAGAGCACAACCUUAAGGAAUUGCAUACAAUUCAUCGACUCGAUCGCAUGACCUCAGGAGUGCUUAUGUUUGCCAAGACGGUGGAGGUGUCCAAGAGGAUCGACGAGCAGGUUCGGGAGAGACAGCUGGAAAAAGAGUAUGUGUGUCGUGUGGUGGGGGAGUUCCCAGAACACGAAGUGGUCUGCGAAGAGCCCAUACUGGUUGUUUCAUACAAGGUGGGGGUGUGCCGUGUGGACCCCAAAGGGAAAUCCUGCAAAACCAUCUUCCAGAGGCUCAGUUACAAUGGCAAGACCAGCGUCGUCAAGUGUCUUCCACGUACUGGCCGCACACACCAGAUCCGGGUCCACUUGCAGUACCUGGGAUAUCCCAUUAUCAAUGACCCCAUCUAUAACAUGGAAGCCUGGGGCCCUGAAAAGGGCAAAGGUGGCAAGAUUGGUAAAACAGAUGAAGAACUCCUUAAGGCGCUCGUGGAGGAGCAUCGUUCCAAACAGAGCCUGGAUGUCUUGGGGAUUUCAGAAGAGGACUUGAACACCAAUGCAGAAAAUCAAGACUCUGGUAAUUCAAGCAAGUGCACAGAAUCUGUGCAGGCUGAUCCUAUAAAUGAGAACUCCUGCCCUGCUGAGGGCACUAAGGAUCCUGAGAGAAAUGAAACACCAGCUUGUACACUGGACCCUGAUACCAAUCUGGAAACACUUCAAAAAACUACAGAACUAGGUUCAUGUGAGAACAAGGGUGGGCAAACAGGAGGAAAUUGUUCAGAAGAGAAGGACCCUUUAUGCAUGGAGUGUAAAAUUACAAGGCGGGACCCAUCUCCAAAGGAGCUGGUGAUGUACCUACAUGCCUUGCGCUAUAAGGGAGCAGAGUUUGACUAUUGCUCCAAGAUGCCUGAAUGGGCCAUGGAGGACUGGGAGGAAUGACAGAGGGCAUGACAUCUAAGGGCAUUGUUCUAGUGUGGCCAGAGAAGUGUCUUGUAAAGACCUAAGGUUUCAGUGUGCUUGAGGUGAAGAAACUGCUGGUGACUUGAAAUGCGGUGGGAAGGCCCCCAUAUUGUUGGGGCCGGCAAAUUGCUGUGGCUGCUGACAGGCACUGUAAAAGGUGGGCAAGAACAUGGGGUUUCAGUGCUAGAAUUACAUUGUCAUUUAGUGAACACCUGGGCAACAGCCACCUCAAUGUGUUACAGGUCUGCUGUCAAUUACCUGCAGAGAAAAUUUAGUGCAUACGCUUUAUUUAAGAAACCGAUUUUUCUUUUGGCCUGCUAUAUAAUGUUCUUGUACUGUACGGUGAGAGCUGCUGGAAUAUUGUUCAACAUACUGGAUGUCACAUCAUACAGGAAAACUAUUUGUACUUUGAUUUUAUUGUCAGACUGAUUUUAAAACCAAAUCGUUAACACUGAGAAUGCCAUAAGGUAAAACCAGAGCACUGUGAAGCUGAUUUCUUUACUGUUUGUCAGCAAGGUGGACUUUGCUUUGAAAUUGCUCUUUUAGAAUUCCUUCACAUAAUUACUUGAUUUGGGAUUAGUAACUCUAGGAAUGGAUCUGUGUGUUGAGCCUAUUUCUGGAGGUACUAGUCCCAAGAUUUUAUCCAUAUAAGAUUUAUGAGGAGACUUGAUUUAGCAGAGUGUCUUGCUAUGUGCCCUGUGACACGUCUUCUGCCUUCUCAAAAACACGUCAUCUUCUCUGAGAACCUAUUGAUUUCUAAUCCUUAUGCCUCAAAUAAAAACAUCUCCAUACUUGAACAAAAACCCAAGGUAGAGACCAGUCUACCAACUUUCACUUUGUUUUUACCGUACCAUGGUCAA